Molecule: messenger RNA, 2802 nt
Organism: Cuscuta epithymum
Lineage: Eukaryota; Viridiplantae; Streptophyta; Magnoliopsida; Solanales; Convolvulaceae
Source: the annotation of a GenBank genome assembly
UUUGAACGUUGGUGGGCGGCAAGGAGUGAGUCUGAACUGCUUUGGAUUCACAAGGACAAGACAGAAUCACCUCGUAGAUUCACAUCACAUUCCAAAAAGUCACUCCUCUUUCCCCUCACCGAUGCAAUUCAGCGUUUAGGGUUUUUCGGUUUUCUAUCUCAUCAAACUCUCAUGACUGAAUCACUUUUUUUGUUCAACUCGCGCUGCUUCCGUUUCUUCUGGCUAUUUUGUCAGGGCAGAUGAAGCCAUGAUGACUUUGGUUGCUAAUUGAGGGGUUUUGUUCAAUAGCGAUGGAGCAUGCCACUGACCAUUUGAUAUCUGCUUCAAAAUCUCUGCGCACUAAUUUGGAAAAAUCAAAGGGCUUAGGGCUGUCUAUACAGAAAGCCGGCCUUAGAUUAACAGAGAUUACUCAGCAUUUACCGUCUUUGGAAGCCACAAUCCGCCCAAUUAGGGCUCCUAAGGACGCUCUUUCUGCGGUUGCAGGCCACAUUAACCGCGCUGUGGUCCCCGCCACUGCCGUCCUCAAGGUGUUUGAUGCGAUUCACGGGCUUGAGAAGUCACUGUAUGACCCCCAAUCAGAUCUCUCCGGGUACUUGGGAGUGCUCAAGAGGCUUGAAGAGGCAUUGAGAUUCUUGGGAGAGAAUUGCGAGAUGGCCAUUCAGUGGUUAGCUGACAUUGUUGAGUACCUUGAGGACCACCGGGUCGCAGAUGGGCGAUUCACUUCCAAUUUGAAAGAGGAACUUAGCAGCCUCGGCAAAUUGGAUAAAUCUCAUCUUGAUGGAGGGCUUCUUAAAAUUGCUCUUGACAAAUUAGAGAAUGAGUUCAGGCGGCUUUUGACGGAAAAUAGUGUUCCGUUGCCAAUGUCAGAUCCUACAUUGCCAGGAGAACAAGCUUGUAUAGCUCCCUCCCCUCUUCCAGUUUAUGUCAUCCAGAGACUUCAGGCUAUUCUUGUCCGUUUGAUUGCCAAUCACAGGCUUGAAAACUGCAUUUCCAUGUACGUCGAGGUCCGUAGUUCAAAUGUCCGGGCAAGUUUGCAGGCACUUAACUUGGAUUACCUUGAGAUAUCUGUUUCUGAGUUCAACGACGUGCUGAGCAUAGAAAGCCAUAUAGCUAGGUGGGGGCGGCAUUUAGAGUUUGCAGUUAAACAUCUCUUUGAGGCUGAAUAUAAACUAUGUAAUGAUGUUUUUGAUGAGAGGUUAGGUCUGAAUGUUUGGAUGAGCUGUUUCGCUAAGAUAGCAGCUCAGGCGGGGAUUUUGGCCUUCCUUCAGUUUGGGAAAACUGUUACAGAGAGUAAGAAGGAUCCAAUCAAGCUGCUGAAGUUGUUGGAUAUAUUCUCUUCAUUAAACAAGGUUAGAUUGGAUUUUAAUAGGCUGUUUGGCGGUGCAGCGUGUGCCGAAAUCCAAAACCUCACGAGAGAUCUCAUCAAGAGGGUCAUCGAGGGUUCAUGUGAGAUCUUUUGGGAACUUUUGCUUCAAGUUGAACUUCAGAGGCAAACGCCCCCUCCAUUGGAUGGGAGUGUUCCCAAACUUGUUAUCUUCAUCACUGACUAUUCGAAUAAGUUGCUUGGGGAUGACUAUAAGCAAAUCCUCGCACAAGCACUUGCCAUUGAGAGAAGCUGGAAGCAUGAAAAAUUUCAAGAACAGCUUCUUGUCGAUGAGUUGCUGAAUAUUAUGAAAUCAGUUGAGGUUAAUUUGGAAACAUGGUCAAAAGGCUACCACGAUCACGUUUUGUCAUACUUUUUCUUGAUGAAUAAUCAUUGGCACUUGUACAUACAUUUGAAAGGAACCAAGCUUGGGGCUCUACUGGGAGAUAUAUGGUUGCAAAAGCACGAACAUUACACGGACAUUUAUUCUGACUCGUUCUUGAAAGAGAGCUGGUCAAAGCUUCCUGGCCUCUUAAGCCGGGAAGGUCUGAUUUUAUUCUCAGGCGGGCGUGCCACUGCCCGUGAUCUCGUCAAGCAAAGACUCAAAGCUUUCAAUGAAGCUUUUGAUGAGAUGUAUCAGAGGCAAUCGAGCUGGGUCAUUCUUGACAAAGACUUACGUCAGAAGACUUGCCAACGGACAGUUCAGGCAAUCGUUCCGGUUUACCGGAGCUACAUGCAGAACUAUGGGCCAUUGGUUGAACAACAGGAUGGAAGUGCCAGUAAAUAUGCAAGAUACACCGUUCAAACUCUAGAGAAAAUGCUCAACUCUUUGUUUCUUCCCAGGCCAAUUAGACACAGCAGUUUUAAAGAUCGAAGGGGUAGUGGGAGAUUCAACAGUAUUGCUACUGAUCAGGAUCCUGGUUCUCCUAACAUGAAAUGAUCGAGGAAUGUUCAUUCAUUGGCUACUUUGUUUGUAUAUAAUUAGUUCCUCAAGGAUAUAUUGGAUGCAAUUACGCAAGACAUAUGGGGGGCUAAUAUCCCUGAGAAUUCAAAUGAGCGCCAACUCUUGAAGAUCAUCCCGAAGAAGAGUGCACAUUAAUUCUUACAUGGGCUGGUAAUGUAUUAAAGGAUAUUACCAGUCAAUGCUUUAUAAUAACGAGUUCAGACACAACUAAACCGGUGGUACUGAUCCAUGCUAUGCUGCCCUGCUUGUAUUUUGUUGCACCCAGAGAACAAUGCUUCAUUUUUGGGUUCUUUGUGCCUCUAGCUGUAUACAAACCUAGAACUCCAUAAAUGUCACUUGUGCUAAAGCCAUGAACCUUAGCAGAGUAGCCCUCUAAAUUAAUAAUCAACUCUUGCAUUAUUAUGUACUUUAAAUUGCUUUGCUUGUUGAAAAUCAGUGCAGAAUUAGUUGGUUCAAUCUGAUUUCUUUUCAGCUC